Messenger RNA from Pelobates cultripes (western spadefoot toad), 1218 nucleotides. Lineage: Eukaryota; Metazoa; Chordata; Amphibia; Anura; Pelobatidae. The record is from the annotation of a GenBank genome assembly.
AUGGACAUCAACACAUUAAGGCAGAAGGUAGAUACUAACGCUACCAGGUGUUUUGGAAUAGAUAUCUUAAAGGAAUAUUCCACUAAACACAAUAGGAAUUUCCUAUUUUUAAAGUUGGAAAGACUACUAAAACAGGAAUUGAAACUAAAAUGGGAAGUUGCUACACUUCAGCAAUACAUUAUUGACAACAUAACCCCCCGGGGAUUAAGGUUAUUUAAAGAUCCAGCGUUCCCCAUCGAGUAUCUUGAACUUAAAGAAAGAUGGUAUGAAGCAAUGGAAGACUGCUCAUUUGUUUUUAUGGAUAUUAUCAUUGAAUGUAGAAAAAAGAAGUUGGUAGAAUUACACCAGGAAAUUAAAGAAAUACAAAAUAUCCUAGAAUCCCUGGAAGGAGGGGACAAUCCAAAGGAAAGGGUUGCUAAAAUAGCUGAAAGUGUAGAUAGACUGGAGGAGGAUAUAAAGAGGACUAAGAAGAAGAAAUUCCUGCGGGAUAUGGAUGACUAUAAAAACAAUAGAGUCAGAAAUUUUCAGAAGAAAUACGACUCACAUUAUGAGAAAAAGAACUAUCAAGAGAAAAAGUCAUAUCAACAAUAUAGAAUUGAAUAUGAGAAUCAAAAUAAAAAUUCUUAUGUAAGAAGAAAUAAUAAAUGGAAUGGAAGUCCUAACCAGCAGUCAAGAAUACUUUAUGAACGAGAAAAUCCUAAUUUUAUACCAGUUAAUGAUAAAAGACGGACACAUGAGGGAUGGAGAAGACCUUUGAACAACAUAGAAGGGGAUUAUCUGUUGAGGAGGCGAGAUCCACCAAUAGUCCAAAGGAGAACAGAGACAAAGCACAGACAGAAUAUAGAACGUGAAAAUUUUAGAAUAUCAAGAGGUCAAGAUGAAAGUAAACACAGAAUGCCACCAAAUACCCACCUGGACAGGAGGAAGGAAAUAUAUGGUAAAAAUAAAGAUAGGGAAAUUGAAAAGACAUCUGAAAGGAGAAGAGAAGAAGAAUAUGUGGAGACUCCUGUAGGAGGAAAUACAGUAACGGUUCAAGCAGAGGUACAUAAUAACACAAGGGAGGCGUUUUUUUUAGGAAGGAACACCAGAGAAAUAACUACAUGGUUCCAUCCGAUGACACCAAGAAGGACAAAAAGAAAAGAGCCCAACUUAGAAGAAAUAGAGGAGGAAGAAGAACAAGGGUUAAUCAAGAAAAAGACCAAGAAGAACAUUCAGUAG